Purpureocillium lilacinum is the source of this 606-nucleotide messenger RNA. RefSeq lists its product as uncharacterized. NCBI's taxonomy places the organism in Eukaryota, Fungi, Ascomycota, Sordariomycetes, Hypocreales, Ophiocordycipitaceae. The record is from RefSeq and is a predicted model, not a curated record.
AUGGGCCAGGCCGCAGAGGAUCCUAGAGCCGCCGCCGCUGAGGCGCAGAAGCCGGCGGAACCGUCAAUGACGGCGACGACCAAGGCAGAGGAGGACCUCCCGCCGCUGUCGGACCACGACUUUCGGAUAUACAACCAGCUCGCCGAGCGCAUGGACUCGUUUCACAACUACUUCCGCCAGUCCUGGACCAUCCUCUGGUCCGCCUGCACCUCAUCACCAUCCCCCUCCUCCUCCUCAACACCCGUCGACACCGACGAGCUCCUCUACACCGGCCUCUCCCUCGCCUCCCACCUCUCCGCCCACCACUCCAUCGAGGAGACGUACUUCUUCCCCCGCCUCGCCGCCCGCAUGCCCGAGUUCGACCCCCGCUCCGGCCCCAUGGUCGAGCAGCACGCCGCCAUCCACGCCGGCCUCGACGACUUCGAGGCCUACCUGCGCCGCUGCCAGCGCGGCGACGAGGAGUUCGACCUCGCGAAGCUGCGCGACAGGAUGGAGGGCUGGGGCGCCGUCCUGUGGGCCCAUCUCGACGAGGAGGUGCGCGCGCUGGGGGCGGAGAAUAUGAGGCGGUAUUGGACAAAGGAUGAGAUUAUGCGGCUGCGCAUGUAG